UGGGAGGCUGAAUGACAGCUGUUAAAAUGAAGUUGGACUAGUUUGAUUAUGUUACACAUCUGAACUCUUGAAACGCAGCCGGCUAACCAACUGCUAUCCCGUGAAGUGAAGAGCUAGCGAGGCAAACUGAGCAUCACCAGAGCCAUUCUAGCAUCACUGUUAGCCAUGUCAACCUAGCUAGCCAGUUCUAAUCCGAAUGUGAUGAAGCACUGAGGGCUACAGUGCUGUGCUAGUCAGUUGAUGGAUGUAACAGAAGAGACAUUACAUUUUGGUGACAUUUUCCUUAGGACCGACUAACGUGUGUUCAUUAACAUGGAAAGGCUUAAGCCAUGGCUGAUGAGGGGGAGGUGGAGAGCGGACACGAGUUCCCAGCUCAUUAUAAGGUCAUGCUCGACAAGCUCAACGAGCAGCGCCAACUGGACCAGUUCACAGACAUCACUCUGAUCGUGGAUGGUCACCAGUUCAGGGCCCACAAGGCUGUGUUGGCAGCAUGCAGCCAGUUUUUUCACAAGUUCUUCCAAGACUUUAAGCAGGAGCCAUUAGUAGAGAUUGAAGGAGUGAGUAACUCGGCUUUUCAGCACCUCAUGGAGUUCACCUACACGGCCACGCUGUCGGUCAAUGGCAGCGAGGAGGUCAGUGAUGUGUGGAGGGCGGCUGAGUACCUCCAGAUGCAGGAAGCAAUCAAAGCCUUGAACACCAGAAUCAAUGGCAGCACGUCGCUGGUCUCCAGCCCAGUCCUGGCGGGGAAGAGCAAAGCCAAGAAGAGGAAGAUCGCCGAGACGUCCAACGUGAUCACCGAGACGCUGCCCUCCGUGGAGGCGGAGGCGGAGACGGUGGAGAUCGAGGUGGAGGUGGACGGCGUGGAGGACGCCUCGCUCGAGGAGGUGGUGGACGCCGCCGACGCCGCCGCCGCCCGCGACUCGUCCGACGACUCGGCCCUCGCCCUGCUCGCCGACAUCACCAGCAAGUACCGGCCCGGGGAGACGGCGCUGCAGGGAGCCGACAAGUGUCCCGAGGUGGCGGUGGCGGCGGUGGUGGAGGAAGAGGAGCUGGUGCUGCAGGAGGAGACGGUGAUGGCGCCCAAGGCCCUGGAGAGCAUCGAGGUGGUGGAGGUGCAGAUCUCGCAGCUGGACAACAUGUUCCGCUGCGACAAGUGCGACCGCUGCUUCAAGAUCUUCUACCACCUCAAGCAGCACAUGAAGAGCCACGAGGCGGCCGGCGAGGGCGGCGGCGGCGGCAACAAGCCGUUCGUGUGCCGCCACUGCGGCAAGGCGUACGCCCGCGAGGGCGCCCUCAAGCAGCACCUGAACAGCUACCACUACGAGGCCGAGGAGCAGUCGCGGCGGCAGCGGCCGCAGAAGAAGGUGCACGUGUGCGAGUACUGCGACAAGCAGUUUGACCACUUUGGCCACUUCAAGGAGCAUUUACGGAAACACACAGGUGAAAAGCCAUUCGAGUGUCCGGACUGUCACGAGCGCUUUGCCAGAAACAGCACGCUGAAAUGCCACAUGGCGGCCUGUCAGAAUGGUUGCGGAGCCAAGAAGGGCCGGAAGAAGCUCUAUGAGUGUCAGGUGUGCAACAGUGUCUUCAACAGCUGGGAUCAGUUCAAAGACCACCUGGUCAUCCACACGGGAGAGAAGCCCAACCACUGCACGUUUUGCGACCUGUGGUUCACCCAGCCCCGCGACCUCCGGAUUCACCUGCGCGACCUGCACGGCAUCCAGGACGACUCGGUGACCAGCACCACCGCCGGCGCCGCGGAAGAGGUCGUCCUCACCGAGGCGUCCGCCGCCGCCACCACCACCACCACCGUCCUCUCCGCCUCCGCGGGCGAGGUGUCGGCGGAGGGCGGCGAACUGCUCCUGACCACGGAGGACGGCAUCCGGGUGGAGCAUAUGGACGUGGUGACCGUGGAGGAGACCCUGGUGGUGGAGGCGGAGGCGGAGGAGGAGGAGGAGGAGGAGGAAGGGGUGGCGGUGACGGCAGCAGUGGCGGCAGUGGCAGUUGUCACGCACCCAGGGGACGAAGCGGCGGAGAGACUAAACGAGCACCAAACAGUGGAGAUCCAGGUCGGAGAGGUCACGCACGUGACCGUGACCGACGAACACUUAGACUCGGACGUGCACGUGGAGACCGUAGAGGUGGACGAUUCAGGCGUAGUGCAGACAGUGCAAGUAUGAAACCCAGCCUGCAGGGGGCAGGACUCACUCUGCCUGCGCCCCCUCCCUCUCUCAUAAGGAAGAGAGAGAGAGAGAGAGAGAGACGAAUUGAAUAAUAAACAAAUAGUAAUAUUUAUUUUGAAA
Sardina pilchardus (European sardine) is the source of this 2303-nucleotide messenger RNA. It is a transcript of the gene zbtb35, whose product is annotated as zinc finger protein 131. NCBI's taxonomy places the organism in Eukaryota, Metazoa, Chordata, Actinopteri, Clupeiformes, Clupeidae. Gene Ontology annotation, biological process: regulation of transcription by RNA polymerase II. Gene Ontology annotation, molecular function: protein binding; DNA-binding transcription factor activity, RNA polymerase II-specific. The transcript has 7 exons. The record is from RefSeq and is a predicted model, not a curated record. Gene Ontology annotation, cellular component: nucleus. The coding region runs from base 330 to 2180 and encodes 616 amino acids.